CUGAAGCUGAUAAGCUGUAGAACCUGUUCACGCCCAGUUAGUUGUUGGUAAGACUCUGUGAACGACGCAUAGAACAGUGGAAAAAAAAACUCAACACAAUGGAGGUCAACAGUGGCGAGUGCAGUGAACUGAGGCAAGAGCGCGAGGCGGCGACAAUUGCCACCGAAGACUUUGCUGUGUGGUGGGCAGGUGGGCGUGACCAGCUGGAGAAGCGCCGUGAGCUGGAGCAAUACUUCUUCAGCGAUCCGGAAUUCGACGAUGUUGCCCUCUUUAGCUGCCUGUCUUACAAAGAGCGCUACGAGCAUGUCCUGGCUAGGGGCGCCAGAUUUAUAGCCAAGAUGCGGCAAUGGCAGGCAAAGGAGCAGUCCCAGUCCCAGCAGCAGGACAAGGAUAAGGACCGCGUGGACAUCGAACAGAUAUACGAUUUCCGUCGACUGAUGACUGGUCCUCUGGCCGCGGGUCUGUUCCCGCAGAGUUUCCCGCUGCGCCUGCACUUUGCCAUGUUUCUGCCCACGCUGCUGAACCAGGGCGACGAGGAGCAGCAACGCCGCUGGCUGGCACGCGCCUGGAACAUGGAUGGCAUUGUGGGCACCUAUGCCCAGACGGAGCUCGGCCAUGGCAGCUACAUACGCGGCCUGGAGACGCGCGCCGACUAUGAUGUGGAAACAGAGGAGUUUGUUCUCAAUACGCCCACGAUAAGCGCCUACAAAUGGUGGCCCGGCGGCUUGGGCCACACGGCCAACAUGGUCGUGGUGCUGGCCCAGCUCUACAUCAGAGGCAAGCAUUACGGCCUGCAGUCGUUCCUGGUGCGCAUACGGGACGAGCAGACGCACGAGCCACUUCCGGGCAUCGAUGUGGGCGACAUCGGCCCCAAAAUAGGCGCCAAUGGUGUGAACAAUGGCUUCCUGGGCUUCCACAACGUGCGCAUACCACGCAACCAGAUGCUCAUGAAGAACGCCCAAGUGCUGCCCGAUGGCCAAUUCAAGCAGGCUGGCCAGCCGCUCCUCCUGUACGGCACCAUGGUCUAUGUGCGCGUCGUCAUUGUACGGGACGUAACGUACCAGCUGCUCCAAGCGGCGACCAUUGCCACGCGCUACUCCGCCGUGCGUCGCCAGAGUCCCAUUGAGCCGAACGCAAAGGAGCCCCAGAUCCUGGACCACUUGACGCAGCAGGCGAAGAUCUUGCCGCAUAUAGCGCGCGGCAUCUGCUAUCGCUUGGCGGCGGACGUGCUCUGGGAAUUCUAUCAGCGCGUCAUGCAGCAGGUGGAGACUAAGGACGGUGCUGGCCCGCUGGCCGAGCUGCACGCGCUCAGUUGCUGCCUCAAGGCCGUCUGCACCCAGGACGCUCUCGACGGCGUCGAUGUGCUGCGCAAAUCCUGCGGCGGGCACGGCUACAUGUCAUCCGCCAACUUUGACAGCAUCCAUGGCUUGGCUGCCGCCGCCUUCACCUACGAGGGCGAGCACACGGUGCUGCUGCUGCAGACGGCCCGCUUUCUGAUGCGCCAGUUCACGGCCGCGAUUAAGCGCAAGGUGCUGCCCGCCAGCGUCAGCUAUCUGCGCAAUGCGUCGCCUCUCAGCUGGGGCGGCAAUAUGCUCGAGAAUGCAGCCCGUGCGCUGGAGAUCAGCGCCAGUGGGCAGCUGCGCGACGCCUGGCAAUGGCAGCAGGAACAGCGCCAGGCUCACGGCCGUACUGAGCAGCAAGCCAACAAUUUCGCCGGACGACGACUCGCGGCCGCGGCUACACUGCAUGGCCACGCCUACUUGGCACGCAACUCCCUCGAGCAGCUGGCCCAGCUGAAGAGGAGCACGAAUCAGGGACUGUUUGUGCUGCUGCAGCAGCUGGUGGAACUGUUUGUGCUGGACACAUUCCAGCGCCAGCUGGGCGCCAUACUCAAGUGGAACAGCGUUAGUGCACAGCAGCUGCAGCAGCUAGAGCAGCGCUACGAAGAGCUGCUGGGCGCAUUGCGUCCCAAUGCCGUGGCUCUAGUCGAUGGCUUUGACUUCCAUGAUCGCGUGCUCAACUCAACGCUGGGCUGCUGGGAUGGGCGCGUGUACGAGCGUCUGUUCGAGGAGGCGCGUCGCAAUCCACUUAACCAGGAGGCUGUCAACCACAGCUAUCACACGCAUCUGAAGGCCCUGCUGCAGCCGAGCAAGCUAUGAGGCUUUGUGACUGGUCUCUUUAUUGUGGAUGAGCGGAAAACAACACAGAAAGCAUUUCGGUUUAAGCUAAUAAAUUAAUUAUGGAAUAUGAUAUAUAUAGAAAAAUA
Molecule: messenger RNA, 2266 nt
Organism: Drosophila navojoa
Lineage: Eukaryota; Metazoa; Arthropoda; Insecta; Diptera; Drosophilidae
Product: acyl-coenzyme A oxidase 1
Biological process (GO): lipid homeostasis; fatty acid beta-oxidation using acyl-CoA oxidase
Cellular component (GO): peroxisome
Molecular function (GO): fatty acid binding; acyl-CoA oxidase activity; FAD binding
Source: RefSeq, a predicted model, not a curated record